AUGGGGUACGAGGAUGGAUGCUGCAACAUUGAAUACUAUGCACAGAUCGUCCGGGCGUGUGGCAAUGCUGGAAUCUUGUUGGAAGCUCGAAGAGUCCAUGAGAGAAUUGCGAGGAGUGUUCACUCACAAAGCCGCUACCUUGCAAAUCUGGUCGUGGCUAUGUAUGGCAAAUGCGGGAGUGUGGACGAGGCAAAGGCUGUGUUUGAUCGCAUUAGCCUCCCUAAUGAUUUCUCCUGGAAUAUGUUGGUCGUAGCGUAUGCCCAAAACGGGCAUUUGCGUGAGGCAAGGUUGCUGAUAGAAAGAAUGCCGCGCCCAAGCGUGAUCGCAUUGACGGCCACCAUAGCCGCUUGUGCUGAAGCUAAAAGAGUCCAAGAAGCUUUGGCUUUGUUUGAAUCAAUGCCAGAGUGGAAUGUGGUGGCCUGGAACACGAUCAUUCAGGCACUUGCCAUGAACGGGGAUCUAGGAGGGGCUCGAGAGAUGUUCGAUCGCAUGCCAUUCAAGGACGUCAUUUCCUGGACUACGAUGACUGAAGCUUACGUCCAGAACUGCCGUUUCGACCAAGCAAGAGUUUUGCUGGGUCAAAUACCGCAGCUCGACGUCGUCACCUGGACUGCAAUGAUCGUCGCAAAUGCCGAAAGUGGGGAUUUGUUAUCCGCAAGAGAUCUCUUCAAUCGAAUGCCGCAGCGGAAUGUGGUGUCAUGGACUGCGAUGAUGUCGGCGCUCGCCCAAGCCGGAGAGCUCAUCGAGGCCAGGAAGCUCUUCGACUCGAUGCCACAGCGGAACUCCAUCUCUUUCAAUGUGAUGAUCGUGGGCUACUCGCAGCAGGAAGAUCUGAAAGAGGCGAAGGGGCUGUUUGACGCGGCGCCAGAGUGGGAUCUCGUCGCCUGGACGGCGCUCCUCCAAGCCCAAGCGGCAAGAGGCAAGCUCCAGGACGCCAUAGAACUCUUCGAUGAGAUGCCGCAGAGAGAUGCCGUAGUGUGCACCGCCAUGAUCGCAGCCUACGCCAGCCAUGGCCGCCUCGACGAAGCUCGAAGUAUCUUCGACACCAUGCACGAGAAAGAUGCUGUCGCGUGGACAGCGCUCACAGCAGCAUAUGCCCAGGCAGGGCAUCUUGAGCACUCAAAGACCAUGUUUGAUUCCAUGCCCUUGCAGGACACCGUGGUGUGUACGGUCAUGGUAGCGGCGUACGGCGACAGUGGCGACGUGCUCGCCGCCAGGAGCGUGUUUGAGAAAAUGCCCGUCAAGUGUACAGCUGCCUGGAACGCGGUCGUACAGGCCUAUGCCCAGCGGGGGCAUAUGCGGGACUUUCGGAAGCUCUUGGCUGGGAUGCCCGAGCACGACACCGUGUCUUGGAACACGGCCAUCCAGGCGAAUGCCCAGAACGGGCACAGCUGCGCGGCUUUGGAAUCCUUUCGGGCGAUGCUGCUGGAGGGAUUCCAGGCGGACGAGCUGAACUUCAGUGCGGUUCUCGCGGCUUGCAGCCACAUUGGCCAUGUUGAAAGCGCGCGGGAUCUUUUUGUGUCCAUGGCACUAGAUCACGAUGUUGCGGCGAUGUUGGAUCACUACGACUCGGUGGUGGACGUGCUGGGGCGCGCUGGGCGAGUGGAGGAGGCCAGGGAGCUCAUCGCCACCAUGCCGUUUCUUCCGGAUGCUGUGGCGUGGACGACGCUGCUGGGUUCUUGCAAGAAGAACAGGAUCAAAGCCGCGGAGGUGGCUGGAAACGCGCACAAGCUCAAUCCAACUAGCUCGGCGCCUUUUGUCUUGUGGAUUGGCAGCUAG
Selaginella moellendorffii is the source of this 1779-nucleotide messenger RNA. RefSeq names its product pentatricopeptide repeat-containing protein At4g02750-like. The record is from RefSeq and is a predicted model, not a curated record. Gene Ontology annotation, molecular function: protein binding. The coding region runs from base 1 to 1779 and encodes 592 amino acids. NCBI's taxonomy places the organism in Eukaryota, Viridiplantae, Streptophyta, Lycopodiopsida, Selaginellales, Selaginellaceae. The transcript has a single exon.